This is a messenger RNA of Penicillium roqueforti, 972 nucleotides long. RefSeq names its product palmitoyl-protein thioesterase family protein. Lineage: Eukaryota; Fungi; Ascomycota; Eurotiomycetes; Eurotiales; Aspergillaceae. Gene Ontology annotation, molecular function: palmitoyl hydrolase activity; thiolester hydrolase activity. The transcript has a single exon. Gene Ontology annotation, cellular component: lysosome. The record is from RefSeq and is a predicted model, not a curated record. Bases 1 to 972 code for a protein of 323 amino acids.
AUGCGUUCUAUCACACUGUUGGCCGCACUGGCCACCAACGCACUCUCAAUCGCGCUCCCGUGGCAAUCCGCCCCAGAUACAACCAGCGGAACCCAACUCCCGCUCGUGAUCUGGCACGGUCUAGGCGAUGACUUCGAACGCGAAGGGCUGGCCGAAGUUGCCAAUCUAGCCGAAGCCACCAACCCCGGCACCUACGUGCACCUCAUCCGCCUAGCCAACGACGGCAGCGGCGACCGCUCCGCAGCCUUUUUCGGCAACGUAACAGAGCAAAUCGCGCUAGUCUGCGAGCAGCUCGCCACAGACCCAAUCCUCAGCACAGCGCCCGCCGUCAACGCACUAGGCUUCUCACAGGGCGGCCAAUUCCUCCGCGGGUACAUCGAGCGGUGCAACACGCCGCCCGUGCACAACCUCGUCACAUUCGGCAGCCAGCACAACGGCAUCUCGGCGUUCGAGUCGUGCGCCUACGACAAUUGGUUCUGCAAGGGCGCGGAGCAGCUCCUGCGGUCGGGACGGUGGACGAGCUUUGCGCAGUCGCGCGUCGUGCCGGCGCAGUACUUCCGCGAUCCGGAAGACCUGGAUUCGUACCUCGAGCACAGCAAUUUUCUGGCGGAUAUCAACAACGAGCGGGCGGUCAAGAACGAGACGUAUAAGAAGAAUCUGGCGGCGCUGAAUCGGUUUGCCAUGUUUAUGUUUGAGGAUGAUACGGUUGCUGUUCCGAAGGAGAGUGCUUUGUUCUCGGAGGUUAAUGCUACUACUGGUGAGGUGACGGCUCUGCGCGAGAGGCCGAUCUAUAAGGAGGAUUGGGUCGGGCUGAAGCAGCUGGAUGAGCAGGGGAAGCUGGACUUCAAUACUGCCCCUGGAGAGCAUAUGGAUCUGUCUGAAAAGACGCUGCGCAAGGCUUUCACUCAGUACUUUGGUCCGCUGGAGAAGUCGCGUCCUUCGCCGGGUCUAGUUGUGCAGCCCGUGUUCUGA